AUGGGCCUGGAAAUGCUUCCAGACGAAGUCGUCCUUUCUUUGACGAACCAAUGGCCAUGUAGAGACUUGCAGAUCAAGACACUCUCCGCUCUACUUUCCCCCAGAUUGAUCAGUCCAGGAACCUUGGUAGUGUAUGGUCCAGAGUCUACUGCGAAAACGGGACUGCUCAAAUCGUAUCUGGAACUUUCUGGUCUCAAGCAUGCAUUCAUUCCUUGCUCAGAGUGCAUUACUGGCCGCCACUUCCUGGAGCGGACUCUGGCAGCCUGCGUGAACGCCAUCGAACAGGCAGUGGAUAUCUCUCUAGAUGGUGUCAUUCCCUCAAGAUGCGAAAGUUUAAGCACCUUGACAAGCUCCUUUGAACGUCUUUUCGAGGGGAUUGACAAAUUUGUACUCGUUCUGGAUGGCAUCGAUGAGCAAAGAGAAGCUCCUCCAACUUUACUACCGACUCUAGCACGUCUGGGCCAGCUCAUUCCCUGUCUCAGUAUUGUCAUGGUUGUCACAUAUCCUCAUCCACGACUUCUCCAUCUUCCCGGUGCUCCCCACAUAUACUUUUCGCCGUAUACUCGCGAGCAAGCCAUCCAAAUCGCCUCUGUUCGGCCACAAGCCAUCUUCAACGAGCCUCUUUCUCCUUCUGCUAACUACUCGGAUGAACUUGCCGCUGAAGAUGAUGCAUGGUUAUGGUCGCGAUACUGCGCUGCUGUGUGGGAUUCCUUGGCUAGUGGUGCUGCACGAGACAUAGUCACCUUCAAGUCCAUCCUUGAUAAAUUAUGGCGGCCAUUUGUACAACCAAUUGUAGAUGGCACGUACGGAACUCGUGACUUCAGCAAGCUCAUGGUAGCACAACGCAAGAUUUUCCAAGCCGAGAGUUGUCUACUGGACUCUGUUAUCGACGAGCCUCAGGAGGACACUACCGUACUUACGGAUGUUACUCAUGACCUACCUUACUAUUCCAAGUGGCUUCUUUGUGCUGCUUACCUCGCCUCCUUCAACCCAGCUCGUCAAGACAACAUAUACUUCAUGAAGGCGACGGAGCGAAAACGUCGCAGGAAAGGUGGCGGCGCCAUCGCAGGCCGCGAGUCAAAGAAUCGCAAAAUACCUAGACAUCUUCUCUCGCCCAGUCCUUUUCCGCUCGACAGGCUACUCGCUAUCCUCCACGCUGUGCUGCCGCACGAUCUCACACCAACGAUGGACAUAUACACACAACUAGCGACAUUGUGUUCUCUAAGACUACUGUUGAGAACGGCGGUCAUCGGAGGUGACUUGCUUGAACCAGGAGCCAAGUGGAAGGUCAACUUUGGCUGGGAAUAUGCACUCAAGUUGGCUCGCAGUGUGGGCUUCGAUAUCACUGAUCAUGUAGCCGAAUGA
Molecule: messenger RNA, 1365 nt
Organism: Aureobasidium pullulans EXF-150
Lineage: Eukaryota; Fungi; Ascomycota; Dothideomycetes; Dothideales; Saccotheciaceae
Exons: 3
Coding region: 1-1365 (454 amino acids)
Biological process (GO): DNA replication initiation; DNA replication
Cellular component (GO): nuclear origin of replication recognition complex; nucleus
Molecular function (GO): DNA replication origin binding
Source: RefSeq, a predicted model, not a curated record